This is a messenger RNA of Nicotiana attenuata, 1005 nucleotides long. RefSeq lists its product as uncharacterized. The transcript has 2 exons. The record is from RefSeq and is a predicted model, not a curated record. NCBI's taxonomy places the organism in Eukaryota, Viridiplantae, Streptophyta, Magnoliopsida, Solanales, Solanaceae. The coding region runs from base 1 to 1005 and encodes 334 amino acids.
AUGCCGCCAUACUUGAAGAUAUAUGACGGCACGACGGAUCCCGAAGAUCACAUCAUUCACUACGUCACAACAGUAAAUGGAAACGACCUCUCAAAGGAGCAAGUACCGUCAGUGCUACUAAAAAAGUUUGGCGAGACCUUAACCGGAGGAGCCUUAACUUGGUACUCACAAUUACCAGCACGAUCUAUAACAACAUUCGAGGAAAUGGCCGACAAGUUCGUCAUCGCCCACGCCGGAGCUAAGAAAGCGAAAGCCAGAGUAAAUGAUAUAUUCGCCGUUAGGCAAUUGCCUGGCGAGGGACUCAGGGACUUUUUAGCCUGGUUUAACAGGGUAAGAAUGAGCUUACCAAAUGUAUCGGAAGGAAUGGGUGUAGCAGCUUUCCAGAACGGGUUGAACAGGAAUGGAUCAAGAGCGAGAAGAAAACUAUUAAGCAGACUCAUGAAAUACCCUCCCACCACUCGGGAGGAAAUUUACAACGCCUACUGCGCCGAGGUGAGAGCGGAGGAAGACGGCCUUAACAGCCCAAUACGACGUGUAACAUCGGUUCAAAUAGAGACGAGGAAAGAUCGUCGCAGUGAUGGUCGAAGAGAUCAGUCAGGACCUCGCCUCAACCGAGAUAGGCAGCAACCUUAUGUCAGAACAACCGUCCCACCAUCUCCUCGCCAAGCGGAAGGACCGUCCAGGCCACAUACAGGGACUCAGUCAAACGAAAGAGAUAGUGUACGCACUAGAAAAGCUUGGCCCGAAGGUGAAGUGGCCGCAGAAGAUGAAAUCCGACCCGAGUACCGAAAGUCGAACAUCCUCUGUGAAUUCCAUCAGGAGCGAGGUCACAAAACUGAGGAUUGCAUAACCCUACGGCAAGAGGUAGUAAACAUGCUCCACCAAGGGCACCCGAAGGAGUUGAUGAGUGAUCGAGGAAGAGCCAAUUUUGGCUACGGAAGAGAACAACACCAAGGACAACACAAGUUGAACGUCGAUCCCUUCCACCUCCAGUACGACAAGUAA